AUGCAAAAUGUUAUCAAGUGUAUAUAUCCGAAGAUCAGACGAAUUCCACAGAAUUUUUCAUCAAAAUGCGCUCUGAAGUCUGAGCUGUACGAAAACAAAGAUUCUAAUAUUCACGUAUUGAGCGUAGUCUGCGGAUCACAUCAUUUGAACUUUUCACCAUACGAUUCAGCUUUGGUUCUAGAUUUACUGCUAACCAACCACAACAAGUCUAACGGGUCUUGCAAAUCGAUUGAUAAAAACACGAGUGAUAGUAACAAAAAAUUCAAAUCUCACACUCUCUAUAAACCGGCAAUUACACGAGUUGUUGAUAGUGUGAUUAAUUAUAGAAGUGAGCUGCUCCCGUAUUUCUUUAAAAAAUUCUCAGAAUUGCACGAAAUUGGUGCCUUGCGGUCAAUAAUUUUUGUUAUUGUUGACUCUAAGAGUCUACCCAAUUAUAACAUAAACGCUUUGAUAGAAUUUUGUUAUUUAACUUCGUUUCACAUUCCUUCUUCUUGUUUUUCUGAUCAAAAACACUCAGAUUAUAAGUUGUAUAAUAGUUUUUAUGAGGAAUUGGUGGAUAAUAUAACUAAAUUAAUAAAUAACCAUUGUUUAAAUAAGGUUUUGUUGUACAAGUUAUUGUACUCAUUAUCUAGGAUUCCUUUUAAACUCGACCACAAAAGACUGUUUAAGUUGGUUUUUAACAAAUUAACGGAAGUAUUGAGUAACAAUUACUGGGAAUCGAAGUAUUUGAUACAAAUAUACGAAUCUCUUUAUAAAUUGGAGCUUUUAGACCAGAGAACACUGUUUUUAAUAUAUCGCAACAUUGAAUUGGUAGUUUUUGAAUUGAACCCUAGGGAUUUGAAAUCGUUAUUGUCCAUAAGUAGUAAAUUGGAUGACUCGUUGUCCAAGAAGCUGACGAAAGUAGCAAACGAAAAACUGGCUUUGUAUAAUAAACUGAAUGUUAAGUAA
Theileria orientalis strain Shintoku is the source of this 948-nucleotide messenger RNA. RefSeq lists its product as hypothetical. The record is from RefSeq and is a predicted model, not a curated record. The transcript is spliced from 3 exons. Bases 1 to 948 code for a protein of 315 amino acids. Lineage: Eukaryota; Apicomplexa; Aconoidasida; Piroplasmida; Theileriidae.